AUGUCAUACUGUUGCUUGCCUGGUUGCAAGUCUGACUCUAAGAACAAAGUCAAAGGCAUCUCGUUUCAUGAGAUAAGUGAGGAGCGACUUCGAGUACAGUGGCUGAAAGCCAUCUCUCGGCCUGACUGGUGCCCAAAAACAUAUCCAUCGGUCUGCAGCCUCCAUUUCACGCCUUCCGAUUUCAAAGAAAGUUGCAAGACACGUCGGCUGAAAAGGGGUGCGGUUCCGAGUGUGUUUGAAGACACGUAUUGCAGCCCUCCAGCUCCAAAGAAGAAAAGGGACGAGGACGGAGCUGCACAGACUAAUGCCAAUAUUCCGCAGACUUUCUGCGUUUUGCAGCCGCCACUUACUGUCCAUGGCGUGGAGUUUGUGCAAGAGGGGCGAGUUUUCAGCUCCCCAUCGUCGCAAGGUUCCGGUCUCAAUAGCGGCUGUGCAGACGUGAACGUUUUCUCGCAAAGCGUAAAUGUGACACCCACGCUAAAGGACCAAGCCGUCCAAGUCGACAUUAAAGCCCGCACGUCCGCAUCUGUGCUCGAACGUCGCAGGGGGUUACGUAAAGAGAGAGACUUAAAAUCCCGGAUCAGGAAGCUGCAGUUUUCGCUUGAUAGCGUUAAAACUGAACUGAAGAACUUGAAGGAGGGAAGGAAUGCGUCUCAAUAUCUAGAUGUGGUAGCCGCCGCUGAGACAAAAGACGACCGGGCAAGCUUCCUGUUGGACCAGGUCAAAAAUUUCAAACGGAAGACACCAUCAUGGUACGACCUGACCUUGCGCCAUGCCGUUGUGCUGAAGAGCCUGUCCACGCAUGCUUACCUGAGGACCUCUUAA
Molecule: messenger RNA, 825 nt
Organism: Ornithodoros turicata
Lineage: Eukaryota; Metazoa; Arthropoda; Arachnida; Ixodida; Argasidae
Product: THAP domain-containing protein 5-like
Exons: 1
Coding region: 1-825 (274 amino acids)
Source: RefSeq, a predicted model, not a curated record